Molecule: messenger RNA, 402 nt
Organism: Adineta ricciae
Lineage: Eukaryota; Metazoa; Rotifera; Eurotatoria; Adinetida; Adinetidae
Source: the annotation of a GenBank genome assembly
AUGAAAUCUACGCAGACGAUGGCAAGCAUUUUCACACGAUUAUUAUCGCUUCUUCUAAUUCACACAUGUUCUGCAAGACGGUAUUCUUCAGUUAGUGGCAGUAGUGGUACUAGUGCACUAUCCACUGAAGCUAUUAUAGGUCUUUCAGUGGCGGGUGGUGUUGUCUUCAUAGCACUAAUGAUACUGCUGAUCAUUUGCCGUGUGAAACUCAUCAAGAAUAGGAAACGAAGAAUAAAUGAUCGAUCACUAGCCGUACAAAUGGCGUUCGCUCAAGAAAAUCAAUACAAACCACCGAACUUUUCUCAGCCACCCCCACCACCUUACACUCAGCCAGUGCAGUAUUCUGGAUUUAAUACUCAAACAAGACCAACAAUAACGACAACGAUGACUCCAGUUUCAUGA